UUUUGAAAUCCCGUCUCUCCAGCUCUCCGGGCGCAGAGAGGGAGAGAGGCAGAGGUAAGCCGGGGACGGUGCGUAGUAGGGCUGUAGCGACACCGGCAGCGGCAACUAUGACAGAAGAUAAGUUUAUAAGCUGAACCGGGCUGAUUGACAGCCUUUGUCGCAUUCUUUGGAGAGACCACGGGAAACGGCGGACGUCGAGAAGUCGCGGUGCAAUCUCUGUGACUGAAACAAAAACAAACAAACAACUGGUGGACACACGGGGUUUGUGGAUAGACGGCGGCAGCAGCAGCGGCGGCGACGGCAGGAGCAGGAGCAGGGAGCGUGUGCGAGUGCUUUGGCGGCGGUCCCGCUGCUAGCGAAACAUGAACAAAAACCACCGAUUGCCGAGCAACCGUUCCCUAAAUGCCGUGGAGGUGAAGAGCAAGUUUGGUGCAGAGUUUCGUCGGUUCUCUCUGGAUCGGUCCAAACCAGGCCGCUUUGAUGAGUUCUACGGCCUCUUGCAGCACGUGCAUCGCAUCCCCAACGUGGAGGUGUUGGUGGGCUACGCUGACGUGCACGGUGACCUGCUGCCGAUCAACAAUGACGACAACUACCACAAGGCCAUCUCCACGGCUAACCCUCUACUCAGGCUGUUCCUGCAGAGGAAAGAGGAAGCUGAUUAUACAACAUUUGGUACCGAUUCGCUGACCAGGAAGAAGAACACUGUGCUUUCUGCGGUUCUUCUGCGGCCUGACGCCAACAAGAAAAAGCCUUCGGUGAUCAUCAGCCUCCCUAAAGACUUCCGGCCCGUAUCUUCCAUCAUCGACGUUGACAUCCUCCCAGAGACGCACCGACGUGUUCGUCUGUACAAGCACGGCCAGGACAAACCGUUGGGUUUCUACAUCCGAGACGGCUCCAGCGUACGGGUCACCCCACAGGGUUUGGAGAAGGUCCCGGGAAUAUUCAUCUCUCGCUUGGUGCCAGGCGGGCUUGCGGAGAGCACCGGCCUGCUGGCAGUCAACGAUGAAGUGCUGGAGGUGAACGGCAUCGAGGUUGCUGGGAAGUCUCUGGAUCAGGUGACGGACAUGAUGAUUGCCAACAGCCACAACCUCAUCAUCACCGUCAAGCCUGCCAAUCAGCGGAACAAUGUUGUUCGCAGUGGAGGAGGUGGAGGAGGAGGCGCGGCAUCUGGUAGUUCAGGACGAUCAUCAGACAGCGGCGCCAGCUACUACGGCUACUCGUCGCACAGUGCCGCGGCCUCUGUGCCGUCACACAUCAUCCAGAACUACCCCCUCGGGGAGCUGGAGAGUGAUGAAGAUGAAGAGGACUUGGUGAUCGAGGCAGGAGGCGAGGCUGAGCCAAUCAGGCGUGCACCCUCCAACUACAGUGUGACCUCAUUGCCUCGCUACGAGCCACACCUCAACCUCCGCACCACUACCGCUUCCACCUUCUCCAUUAACACCAACGGGACCCUGCCCACCAGCGGCAGCAGCGGUUCCUUAAGCAACACCAAGGCGACCACGCCGUCCCCAGACAGAGCCAUGGAGAGGGGGAGUCUAGAGGAGGAUGGCACUGUUAUAACGCUGUAGACUGGACAUUCACACGCUAAACACUGGAGACCACAGAGACAAACACUCGUGUACUUCAACACACACUCGGAGAGUUGGUGGGGAAAUCACGGACUAACAAAUCAAACCCAGGAACAUGCAGUUCCAUUUUAGAAAGACUGUACCUGAGAAGCACAAAUGUAUGUCUACAUAUUACAUCUCAACAUGACACUAAAGAGUUGUCUUCACAUUAAACGCUGCACGCCUGUACUUUUCUCCUCUGAAUGCCAAUGAUCACGUAUGCGUGCCAUAGCAGUGACACCCCCGUCUCUCCCAGUUCUGCAGGCACAAAAAAAUGACAAAGAAAAAUUGACUGUUUCUAAACCACCAGACGCAUUUGUUGUUUUUAACCACACAACUGUUAUUGAGCCGAGCUUCCUUUAGAGGGCAGAGAAGCCCGUCCUCCCCUAUGUUUUUCUCAGUGGUGCAAACCAGUUAAUAUCAGCACCCCUAAAACAAAAGCACUCUGUUUUUAUGGGGCUUUGUUUUUUUUUUUUUUUGCCUUGUAACUUGUCAGCAUGGUAAUGACCUCCUGCCUUCUCUCAGCUAACUACAGCAUGGGUGCAGUACUUUUCCUCAUAAGGCAGUAUCAGCCAGUCGCUGAGCUGUAUAAAUAUAUCAUUUUUAUUCUUGAGGAGAACCCCAGUAGAAGAAGUCUCUUUUCUUCGUGCUGGCUCAGAUGCUGUUAACCACUGCUCUCUGUUCUUGAUGUGACAAUGACUGAUAAUGAAAGGUUGGUGAUUUUGAUCAAUCUUGCCAUGACUUGUGCUUGGCCUGUGUUUUAUUUUUAACUUUUUUUUUGUUUUUGUUUCCUGUCUUUUCUUUUUUAUUAUUAAUAAUACUUUGAUCCCACAAGUACAGUUUUUAUUUGACCAGUUGGAGGUUGUGGGAAUAGGAUAUUGUGCAGUUAAUUUCCCUAUUGUAUUUCCUUCAUACUGAACUUCUCAUUAUUGUGACAAGGGCUAUUUCCCCUGCUGCAUGUAUGCAAAUGAAACAAUGUGAAUGGGAUUUAAAUUUGUUUGUUUGUUUCCCUCUUCCUUCCUCCUGGACCAUCUCAUUGCAACAUGUCUCGUCUUUCAUUGUAUUUUCAUUCUUAUUGAAUUCAGUUAAUGAACCAGGAUACUGUAACUUCACAACUGUAUUUACAGUGGCUACUAAACAUCAACUCUGGGCCUACAUGGCACGAGAAUAUGUGGACUGUAACAUUAAGGAGUGAGUUGAAAUGAAUGAAUAUAGUGACGUGCGAAAAACUUCCUGGUUCCAAAGUACGCCCUGGUCAGACUGAGUCAUAGUGAAACAAACACGCAUGCAGGGCACAAGCUGAUUCACUCUGUUUGAUAAAGGUGAGGCAGGGCUGGCUUGUGUACAGAAUAUCUUGGCCCUGACCUGCAUUUUUGUGGUUACAGUAUGAUCACUGCUUUUCUUGGCUGUAAUGAGCUUCCUUUGAGAAAAACCUUAGACCCCCAAAAUUUGCCAGAAUUUAUUGCCACCUCCUGCCUCACAUUUUUUUUUUUUUUAAGCUUUUUAAGGCACUGUUGUGAUUUGGGCUAUUUGAUCCACUCACCCUUACUUUGAUUUAAAUACUUUCCAGUUUGAAUUCACUCAGAAAUUUCACAGGAAGAAGUGGUUCUCUCACAGCUUUAGUUCCUGUUCAUAAAGCAGAUCCACAGCAUUUAUUGAAAGCACGCUAUAGAUCCACUAUUACCAUUACAUGCUGCUGACGGCCUCCCUGAAGUGAUAGCAGAUGGUCUAUUAUUUCUCUCAUUGAUUUUCCUGUUAAAAGUCCUAAUCCUGACUUUAGCAUGGAUUUUAUCUCACCCACAAUAUUAGCUCUCUCUCACACACACACACACACACACACACACACACACACACACACACACACACACACACACACACACACACACACACACACACACACACACAGACAGUUAUUUUCGGUAAUGUUUGUUGGCUUCGUCCAUGUACACUUCCAGUGAAACACCAUCACGCUAAUAUUUAUCAUUUGUUGCUUUGUUUAUUGUUUAUUACAUAGUGAAUCAAUGACUAGAAACCAUCACACAGGUUGUGUAUGACCACCCCACUGUUUUAUUGUAACUUACAUGUGUACGGUACUGUGUUUUUGGCCUUUUUUUUAAAAAAAUGGUACAGCACAUGCUGGUGGGACUUGUCUUCUUUCAUUCCCGAUGUUAAAACACAGCGAUGAAUCCUACUCUGGACGGGAGGCUUUUAGAAGUCACUGUUAAAUUAUUUUCUCUACCUUUAGCAUGGGACACUGGGAUUGUAACCACGGCGACAUUUUUAUUUAUUUUCUAAUCAGACAUCUGCAUAUUUCUUUCUUUGUACACAUUUUAUGACUUUAUUUUUAUAACUGAUAUGUUGUUGUUUAACUGUGAUUGUUGUUUUUGGUCAUAAAUCUCAUGGUACAGUAGAUUUUUUUAUUGUCCAUUAGAGAUGAUUUCAGUUGGUGAUUUUACUGUUCUGGCUAAAGCAACAGGAGGGUCCGUGCAAGACAUGACACUUUUUUUUUUUUUUUCAGACUGUGAACUAUGAUUUUAUGGAAGGAAAAACAGAUGUAUUAAAGCAACCUUGAAACAGUCCAAAUUUUUUUUAAGUGAUCGAGCAAUGAUUGUUGCUUGCCAGAUAAAUCCUGUGGUAUAGAUUUGUAAUGAAGAUUGUCUGUCAGUAUUUUCAUAUUGAUGCUAUAUAUAUAUAUAUAUAUAUAUAUAUGAUGUACAUUUUUAUCACAUAAAAUGAAAAUGUUUUAAAAUUCACCUGAAGAUGUAUGAAUAAGUAGAUGUACCUGCACCUGUAACUGCUGAUUGGAGGAGCUGGAUAAAAUAAACUAA
Messenger RNA from Archocentrus centrarchus (flier cichlid), 4435 nucleotides. It is a transcript of the gene pard6b, whose product is annotated as par-6 partitioning defective 6 homolog beta (C. elegans). Bases 363 to 1568 code for a protein of 401 amino acids. Gene Ontology annotation, molecular function: protein binding. Gene Ontology annotation, biological process: centrosome cycle; establishment or maintenance of cell polarity; regulation of cellular localization. The record is from RefSeq and is a predicted model, not a curated record. The transcript is spliced from 3 exons. Gene Ontology annotation, cellular component: nucleus; apical plasma membrane; cell cortex. NCBI's taxonomy places the organism in Eukaryota, Metazoa, Chordata, Actinopteri, Cichliformes, Cichlidae.